CCCAGAUUCCAACUGAGUGCAAGGAAACUUUCUCUUGAUAUUUUUAUAAAAGUCUCAACUCGAAACAUUAUGCCAGCUGCCAUCUACGUUUCGGCUUCUCAUCAGGGAUCUUUGGAUCCCUCAAGAAAGCCCGUAGUGAGGCCAUCGUCAACUUCAGCCAAUAUAGCCAAGUCCGAGUCCGUACCCCGCACAAUCGAUGCAUUAUUACGCCUACGCGCUACAUCUUAUCCUCAAGAUCAUAUUGUUUCGUAUCCAAAGUCAGGAAUAGAAUUUAUAGACUAUAAUCUACAGCAACUUGAUGUAUUCGCUUGGAGGGUGGCAAAUCAUUAUGAGCGGCAUCUACCCGCGCGAAAGUCAUCGCAAGAAAAGCCGCUUGUUGUGGCACUCUUAGGCGUAUCAAAUUUCGAAUAUCUCAUUACGCUGCUCGCUCUAAUAAAGCUUGGGCAUACGGUUCUCCUUCUAUCAACGAGGAUCACAGUUCCAGCUAUUGAAUCUCUCAUGAAUGCUACAUCAGCCUCUACAAUCAUUGUAGACAGGAAACAUUUGAGCACAGCAGGAGAGAUUCAAAAUCUGCUCCCACUAUUGCAACUAUAUGAGAUUAUAGACCGUCAAGUAUUUGAGUUUUCAAUAGAAGCUCAUGGAGACACUCAACUAGAUUCUCAUCUAGAUCCGGAAACCGAGACGGAAAAUAUUGCUCUUAUCGUCCAUUCAAGCGGAUCAACUGGCCAUCCAAAGCCAAUUUUUCAGACACAUAAAUCAUGUCUUGCCAAUUAUGCAAACAGCAUGAAUAUGAAAUCAUUCAUAACAAUGCCGCUAUAUCACAACUAUGGUAUCUGCAGCUUCUUUCGGGCAUUGCACUGCCGUAAAUCUAUUCAUUUUUACAAUGCUGAACUUCCAUUAACCCAAGAAAACUUGUUGAAAAUCUUCCAGAGAAACAAAUUUGAGAUCUUCUAUGGCGUUCCAUAUACGCUCAAGCUGCUUUCAGAGUCUCAGACAGGCAUUAAUCUCCUUCAGGAUUUAGAACUUGUAAUGUAUGGUGGUUCAGCCUGCCCGGAUGAUCUAGGAAAUCUUCUUGUCGAGAAUGGAGUUAAUCUUAUAGGUCUUUAUGGAGCAACCGAAGUUGGGCAACUCAUGACUUCUUUUCGCCCGAAAGACGAUAAAGCGUGGAAUUAUGUCCGAGAACACGAUGCACUUGCGCCAUUUUUGAGAUGGGAGCCACGGGGCUCAAACUUGUAUGAGUGUGUUAUUUUGGAAGGCUGGCCAUCCAAGGUGCAGUCUAGUCGGCCAGAUGGCGCCUACGCAACGAAAGAUGUUUUCGAACCUCAUCCAAGCAUUCCUAGAGCGUGGAAAUUUAUUGCUCGACUGGACGAUACAAUUGUUCUUGUAAAUGGCGAAAAGUUUAACCCUGUGGAUAUAGAGGGUACAAUACGAUCGAACAAGAACGUCACUGAAGCCGUCGUGUUCGGUGCUGGUCGUGCUCAUCUUGGCAUCUUGCUUGUCCCAGCCGCUGGAUUGGCUGCUCGCACUAAUGAAGAGAUACUUGAUAUAAUCUGGCCAGUCGUCGAAUUUGCGAACAAAUCUGCGGAUGCCUUCGCCCGAAUUUCUCGAAAUAUGAUCCGGCUAUUACCACACGAUUGUGCUUAUCCUCAUACGGAUAAGGGAAGCAUAAUACGACAAGCGUUUUACCAAAAGUUCAAAGCGGAAAUUGAGGAAACUUAUGAUCUUGCUGAUUCAAGUUCAGAAAAACUUGUGCAAUUCGAUCUCCCAGAGCUGCAACAAUUUGUAAGAGAUCUUCUCCACAAGACGGCUGAAACAUCUGCGCCAGUUCAAGACGAUGAAGACUUUUUUUCGCUGGGCUUAGACUCAUUACAAGCUAUCCAAAUGAGAAGUGAGAUUCUGAGAAAGGUCGAUAUUGGCGGAAAUAAACUUGGGCAACAAAUUGUAUUUGAGCAGCCGUCAAUUAAUAAAUUGAGCAGCUUUUUACUUUCUCUACGAAUUGGUAAAGAUGCCGCUGAGAAGCUGUCCAUCGAACAACAGAUGGAAAAUCUCGUGAUGAGAUAUUCGACAGAGACUUUAUCUAUAUCAAAUAACUCUUCAAUUGUUGUUACAGGCGCUACCGGCUCUCUUGGCGCUCAUAUUGUUGCAAAACUAGCUUCUAGGCCCGAUAUUGACCAAGUAUAUUGCCUAGUUCGUGCCAAUGAUUUAACUCAUGGCUACAAAAGAGUUGUACGCUCAAUGAUACAGAGAAGGGUUUACCACUUGCUGUCUUUAGCCUCGCGGCGUAAAAUCAUAGUCUUGCCGUCAAAUCUGGCAGAGCCAGAUCUUGGAUUGUCUAAAUCAGCCUACGAAGCCGUUACGGAGAAUCUCACUGCGGUGAUCCACUGCGCUUGGUCUGUUAACUUUAACAUGCACCUAUCAAGUUUCGAGAAAGGAAAUAUCGCAGGCGUAUCACAUCUUAUUUCUCUCUGCCAGUCUGCGCAGCCACCCGCAACAAUGAACUUUUGCUCGUCAGUCAGUACUUGCUCUCAGGCAACGGUUGUUCCUGUUCCCGAACGCGUUCCAGACUUUUCAUGGGCACAAAACAUGGGGUAUGCUCAAUCUAAAUCGGUAGCCGAGCAUAUUUGCGCUAAAGCCGCUUCUCAGGGUGUAACUACUCGCGUGCUUCGUAUUGGGCAAAUUAUUGGCGAUACAGAGCAUGGAGUGUGGAACUCCCAAGAAGCAGUACCUAUGAUGAUGCAGACUGCAGUAACAAUCGGCGCUCUACCGAGACUUCAAGAAACUCCAUCGUGGCUGCCUGUCGAUGUUGUGGCAGAUGUCGUCACAGAUAUAUCGCUCUCCGGAGCGGGAAGCAUAUUUGCUAAUGUCACUAAUCCACAAGUCUUUAGCUGGAAUGAUGACCUUCUACCUGCUCUACGCAGAUGCGGGCUUGUAUUUGACGAAGUUGAGCCCAAAGAGUGGAUUAAGAGACUGCGGACAUCGAACUUGGAUCCCGUGGCCAAUCCUCCCAUCAAGCUACUAGAUUUCUUUGCAUCCAAGUAUGACAGAGAUUCGUUCAGUCCAUCAAACAGAUUUGCCACCGAAGUGGCGCGUUCUUUCUCGCCAGCCUUGGCUACAGUUCCCAGUCUUUUAGAGGGGCAUGUCGCCAAAUUUGUUAGCUAUCUAAAUGAAAAGGCAUGGAAGAUCUCAUCAUCUCUAAAAGAGGAUGACAGAACGGCUAUUAUUAUAACAGGACCAUCUGGAACGGGAAAAUCGGCGGUUGGAAAUAGGAUAGCGCAAGCGCUUGACAUCCCUUUUAUUGAGGGUGACAAACUAUGCUCCCGCCAAGACAUUGUGAAAAUAAGAUCUGGCAUUACACUCUCUGACGAAGAUAGCUUAUCUUGGAUCGAUAUAAUCAAUCGACGAACCACGGAUACAUUCGCCGACCUUGGAUACAACUGUGCGGUUGUUACCUGCUCUGCUUUGAGAGAAAGAUACCGCAACCAGAUUCGUCGCCAUAUGUUUGCACAUCAAGUAAAGGUUAUUUUUAUUGAUCUACAGGCUGACCGAGAUAUUCUUGCGAGACGUCUUCAAGAGCGUCAAGACAGCGUUAUGGGAGCAAAUAUGGUCGACAACCGAAUACAUGUAUACGAAGAGCCUAGUAUCAAAGAGUUUGAUGUCGUACCUGUGGAUACAGAGGACGCUGAUCAAGCGGUAUUGGACAAGAUUCGAUGGAUCGUUGAAGACGGAGUUGAAUGGAUUUAGAGGCAUUUCGAGCCACUUAUAACUAGAAUAUAAAAUAUAGAAAGAUCGGAUGUCAAAG
Messenger RNA from Trichoderma asperellum CBS 433.97, 3799 nucleotides. RefSeq names its product putative NRPS-like protein biosynthetic cluster. The record is from RefSeq and is a predicted model, not a curated record. Gene Ontology annotation, molecular function: kinase activity; phosphopantetheine binding. Gene Ontology annotation, biological process: carbohydrate metabolic process. Lineage: Eukaryota; Fungi; Ascomycota; Sordariomycetes; Hypocreales; Hypocreaceae.